Messenger RNA from Sporisorium graminicola, 2202 nucleotides. RefSeq lists its product as uncharacterized. Gene Ontology annotation, molecular function: oxidoreductase activity. The transcript has a single exon. The record is from RefSeq and is a predicted model, not a curated record. The coding region runs from base 1 to 2202 and encodes 733 amino acids. NCBI's taxonomy places the organism in Eukaryota, Fungi, Basidiomycota, Ustilaginomycetes, Ustilaginales, Ustilaginaceae.
AUGCCACGCUCGUUUCUCGCUCAGCUCGCCGGUGCCGCAGUGGAUACACUCAGCUUGUCGACGCUCGCUUGGACUGUAGUGGUAGCUUUGCUCCUCUUCUGCAUACCCUCAGCUAGAGCUCGCUUUGUAGAUGCCCUCUGUUACGCGUACGUCGCCAUCUUUCAUCGGCCCUUCCGCUCCUCGCCCACCGACUUCCUCUUUUCGGGGUACGCAGCACCACUGCCUGUCACUAACUCGACAUGGUCACGCCUACAAGCUUCCACCGCGCUCAAGUGGCGUGCGCAACGGGGAGGCCUUCGACACGAGAAGCAGAUCGACUGGAGUCAGAACGAGGUGGUCCAGCACGGUGACAUGAUAGAGGCUUGGGACCGCGUUGUUGAGUGGGAUCAACGAUGCUUGCACCCUCACAAGCUCGAGCAGUUGCGUAGCGUUGGUGAUCCACUUGCCGACAAGGCUCUCGAACAGGUCGAAAGAUCGCCUCUGCAUUCCGACCGGAAGCAUGCCUCGACGGAUACGUUGCGCAAGAUCUACGAUCAAGCAUCAGUACAGUACACGACUUCGUCAGAUCAGCUGGAUUGUCUAACAUUUUGGAAAGCUAUCGACCGUCGACCGCCGCCUGGUGCAGGCGCUCUCGGCUUGGACUGGUAUGAGUCGCACUAUGGCAAAGACGCAGUCAACUCGCUCCCGCACUGGCCACAAUACCCUUCCACAAACAAGCAAGAGCCAUUUGCCACCCUGCCUAUUUGGACGCCACACGACGCCACCUCUAUAGAUGCUACGACAAAGUCGGCAGAGCUUCAAGCCGAGGCCGAAGUCAUCCGCAGAGGCCAGGAUGCCUUUUAUCGCUACGCUGGCCCCAUGCUCACAGUGCUUCUGCAUUUCAGCCUGGCUGGAGGCUUUGCAUCGCCGAGGAUCACGCAAGUGCUCAAACAGACUGCCUAUCUCGUCCCCACCGCUAAUGCCAAGCGCGGUCGAGAUUCCAAGCCGUCGAACACUCCAACCCUGCCUACCGUAGAAGAGCUGCGAGAAACUUUCAAGAUGGACAAAGCGCGAGCCGAUCGCACGUGGAAUCGUCUGUUGGAGACCACGCAGUUUGUCUUGGAUGUCGUCGAGAAAGCCGAUAGCCUCACGCCGCCUAGCAUCGCGGCUUUGUCAGCGCCUGGAUCCGAUACAGUGCAAGGUAAUGCGCCUCUCGCACCUCCCGAGGUCGGAGGUGACGGCUGGCAGUCGGCGGUACGCGUACGGCUUCUUCAUACUAACGUACGACAUCGCGUGCUCAAGCUUGUCGAAAGAGGUAGCAACGGUUCUUUGGAUACCAAUGGUGACGUUUAUGAUCUGGACAAAAACGGCAUUCCGAUCAAUCAGGAAGACAUGCUCGGAACGCUGUGUGCGUUCGCGUCAGCACCGCUCGCCAUGUUGCAGAGGAUUGGGGUCAGUCCAAGUGCACAAGAACGCAAAGACUACAUUGCGCUCUGGAGGCACAUCGGCUUCUAUAUGGGCAUUGAGCCUGCACUCUUACGUUGUGCAUUUGCCGAUGCUCAGGCUGCGGAUCGUACGCUGUGGUGCACUGUACUGCAUCUGUUUAGCCAGGUCGAGGUGCUGAAUGGCCAUCUGGGUGGUCAUUCGCAGCCAAUAAUGCAAGGCCCCACCAUCCCCGUGCUCAUAGCAUGUGCCGAUCGGCCGCCGUUCCACACACCGCUUUCGGCGCAUGUAGCCAUCUCGCGCCGUCUGUUGGGCAAGUCUCUGGCGGAUUCGCUCGCCUUGCCAGCCUCUUCAGCCAGACGCGAAGUAUUGAGCGACAUUGCGUUCCUAGGUAUGCAAGUGCCUAUACUGUUCGGCCGCUUCUAUCCACGACGGAGGUGGGAGAGGCGCCGGCUCGAACUGGCCCGACCACUGCUGCGACGACUCAUCGUGUUUAGCUUUGGCAACAAACGCACCAGGUUCGAGAUGCCGUCGUCAUCGAAAGAACAAUCGCACAAGGCGCAAGGUGAAGGUGAGCGAGAAAGGGUCAACGUCGAGACCCAGUCGAGCGAGCAUCUCACUGUGCCAGAGGACAAGAAACACAUGAUGCGACUGGCCCGCGAGUGGCGCUGGCUCAUGCGUGAGAUGGUUGCGGUUUUGGUUCUGUUGGCCAGCACACCGAUUGCUUUUUCUGUUUACGCUUACCUCACCCUCAGAUCUGGACGAGGGUCCUCUUUAUAG